This is a messenger RNA of Salvia hispanica, 1845 nucleotides long. Its product is annotated as putative E3 ubiquitin-protein ligase ZFP1. NCBI's taxonomy places the organism in Eukaryota, Viridiplantae, Streptophyta, Magnoliopsida, Lamiales, Lamiaceae. Gene Ontology annotation, molecular function: ubiquitin protein ligase activity. Gene Ontology annotation, cellular component: nucleus. The record is from RefSeq and is a predicted model, not a curated record.
CAUCAUUAUAAACAUCAAGGGAGAUUAUAAUUUACUUCUGAUUUUUCAUUAAAACUCCCUUUCUCUCCAAAUUGCAGGAAACCCAUCUUUCCUUCAGAUCCGUAAUCUUCAUCCUCUCUUCACCCUUCAAUUUGGAGUUGUAAGUUGCUAUUUAAUUGAUUUAUUGUGGCUAUCAAAGAUUGGAGCUUUUGGGGCUUUUACAUGAUAAAAGGCACCUGAGUGGACAUGGGGCAUCGGAAUAUUCAGUUCAUGAGACAUAUGAUUGAUCUAGAAAACGAUCAAGGCCCCGGCCAGCAACCCCCUGACCCUUACAUCUUUUAUCCCAGUGUCCCGAACUUCCCUCAGACUAACCUUCAGCCGGUUGUUCCUGCUCCAGGAAGCCAGUGUAAUUUCAACAUUCAUCCGAUGCCAGAUUAUCAUGAUAAUACUGUCUUCUAUGGUAUGGCACCAUACAAUGGCGUCCCACCUCAAUAUAAUCCAUUUUUGGCACCGCCGUCUGGAAGAAGAGAUUUUCCUGUACAAGUAAAUCAUGGGGCUCCCGAUCAAUUUCCGUUGUCAACAACUCAUGGGAUUGUUGGUCUUCCUACAGACAGCUACUGCAGAAACAUGCCCUGCUCAGAUGGCGUCCGUGGGGUUCCUAAUUAUUACCAUCAAAAUGCUUCAGCUGGCCCUAGUUCUUCGGUUACCCCUAUAAUUGCUAGGCCAGCUGAGCCUGAUAUUACUCGGGCUAACACGACCAGUUUUGUGCCUCUUGAAUAUGGUGGGAAUAAUGUGAGUAUGGUAGGAGUGCAGUCUGUCCAGGCUCAUAAUGCUAAUCGUGCGAUCCAUGGAAACUAUAUCGCGCCACCCGUUCCAUUGCCCGGCAACCCUUGGUUGGAUAGCAAUUUUCAUCCGAACAACGCUAGUGCGAAUGGAGUGUGUGUUGAAGCCGGUGUACAAGGUUAUCCGUUAAGAGCCAUAAACAGAGCUCCAGCUGGCUUUAUGCAUCCUCCAUAUGCUCCAGGUCAUCCUAGCCAACACCAUCCAACUCAACCGUUGCAACUGCUCACUGUUAAUCGCCCAUCAAAUAGGAUCCCCACGAAUAGUUCGUUGAAUACAGGCAUAAAUCCUACUCUAGAUGUAGCAGAUGUUGGGCCUACAUUUCUGGCGCCUGUUCCACCCACAGGUUUUCGGUUGUACAGGCCUCACCGAAGAGAAAUCAUAAUUGAUCCAAACAUCAGACAUCGCAACCUUCCUCAUUUAAGAGUUUUGCCUGAAGAUGAAGUUGCGCUGCUUGAGAUUUCUGGCCAUCAUGAAAUUGGAGCUACCGUUGAUCAGCACCGAGAUCUACGUUUGGAUAUAGAUCACAUGUCUUAUGAGGAGCUUCUUGCAUUGGGAGAACAGAUGGGCAGUGUUGGCACUGGAUUAUCGCAGGAAUUCGUUCAAAAUAAUUUGAAAGUACGAACUUUUAAACUGUCCCCAACUCGUGUCGAGCUUGAAGCGACAAAUGAUCUGCAAAGAACUAACUUUUGUGUUGUAUGCCAGAGCGAUUACGAACCUGAACAAAAGAUCGGAACCCUCGGAUGCGGCCAUGAAUACCACAGUGACUGCAUCAAGAAGUGGUUGCUGGUGAAGAAUAGUUGCCCUGUAUGCAAAUCCCCGGCUCUGAGAGCCGACUGACGUUGGCCUGAAAGUUUGAACCUCUUGCAUUUAAAAACCCUUGGUAAUUAUUCUAUAAUCAAGACUUACUUGAUUCAUGUAUUAUAUUUUUGUAUAUACAUGCAAAAAUAUGACUCCCCCAAAUUGUAUAGACCCAUUUGUUUGCUGUGGUUAUUCAUGAAAUGCAGUGUUUAAAUUGUACUAUAA